Messenger RNA from Brassica napus (rape), 765 nucleotides. Its product is annotated as photosystem II 10 kDa polypeptide, chloroplastic-like. The record is from RefSeq and is a predicted model, not a curated record. Lineage: Eukaryota; Viridiplantae; Streptophyta; Magnoliopsida; Brassicales; Brassicaceae. Gene Ontology annotation, cellular component: photosystem II; thylakoid membrane; photosystem II oxygen evolving complex. Gene Ontology annotation, biological process: photosynthesis. The transcript is spliced from 5 exons. Bases 108 to 593 code for a protein of 161 amino acids.
CACACAACAUCCGCCACGUGUCAUAACCACAAUCACUUAUCGCAUUUCUAUCUCCUCUCAUAUUACAAGACCACACACAAGCACUUGGCGAGAAACAGAGAGAAGAAAUGGCUGCUUCAGUGAUGCUAUCAUCGGUGACGUUGAAACCGGCGGGUUUCACGGUGGAGAAGAUGUCAGCGAGAGGAUUGCCGUCGCUCACAAGAACUUCAUUCAAAAUCGUCGCGAGCGGUGUCAAGAAGAUCAAGACCGACAAGCCCUUUGGAGUUAACGGCAGCAUGGACUUGAGGGACGGCGUCGACGCCUCCGGCAGAAAGGGCAAGGGAUACGGUGUUUACAAGUUCGUUGACAAGUAUGGAGCUAACGUCGAUGGAUACAGGCAGUGGCGGAUGCAGGAAAUAAUUUUUGGCCCCCGUCUCGUUACAUGUGGCUCCGCCACUGGAUACAGUCCUAUCUACAACGAGGAGGAGUGGUCACCAGGUGGUGAUGUGUACAAGGGAGGAGUCACUGGAUUGGCUAUUUGGGCGGUAACACUCGCCGGAAUUCUCGCCGGAGGAGCUCUUCUUGUGUACAACACAAGUGCUUUGGCUCAGUAAAAAAAUCUUCAAAACAUCAUCAUGUUUCUCUAUAUGUUUUGUGUUUAUUGUUUCUCUUCUCUGUACUGCUCUGAACAUACACUUUGAAUUUUAUAAAGAACUCUAGUAGUGUUUGUGUAAUAUCCAUCUGGUGUACAAAAACAAGAAGUUGAAUACAGUUUUAUAGACUGAA